Oryza brachyantha (malo sina) is the source of this 1694-nucleotide messenger RNA. Its product is annotated as probable E3 ubiquitin-protein ligase RNF217. Gene Ontology annotation, biological process: positive regulation of proteasomal ubiquitin-dependent protein catabolic process; ubiquitin-dependent protein catabolic process; protein polyubiquitination. Gene Ontology annotation, cellular component: ubiquitin ligase complex; cytoplasm. Gene Ontology annotation, molecular function: zinc ion binding; ubiquitin conjugating enzyme binding; ubiquitin protein ligase activity. The record is from RefSeq and is a predicted model, not a curated record. The transcript is spliced from 2 exons. Bases 132 to 1142 code for a protein of 336 amino acids. NCBI's taxonomy places the organism in Eukaryota, Viridiplantae, Streptophyta, Magnoliopsida, Poales, Poaceae.
AGUUGCUCCUGAGAGAAGAAGAAAUUAAGCUGCAGCUUCCAUUCAGACAGCUCGAUUCAUCGUCUUCUUCUCCACGCGGUGCAGGAGCCGACAAGAAGAACUCUCAUCCAUAUAUAGUUGCCGCGUCUUCCAUGGACGUCGACGAGCUGUUCUUGGUAGUGACCAGUCAGGGACGGGACGGAGACCACGCCGGCGGGGUCGCAGCGAUGUCGGACAAGGAGUUCGCCGAGGAGCUCCAGCUCCAGGAGGUGAUCGUGUCGUCCGCCAUGGCGGCCAACGCCGCCACCGCGGGGUACUCGAUCACGGCGCUUCCUCCACCGCUUGAUAGCGCUGACGCGCCAGCAGCCGAUAUGGAGACCUUGUCGUCCGUUGAUCUCCUCCCCGCCGCCAAGUGUUCGUCGUCGUCCACCUCGUCCUCCGCCGAGUGCUCCUGCUCCUCGUCAUCCGUGCCGCCGCCGCCGCCGCCGCCGCCGCCGUCCGUCCCCGCCACGACGUCGUUCCUCUUCUGCAAGAUCUGCUUGGAAGACGUGCCGCCGUCGGACGCGCACCGCGGCAGCCACGGCUGCGCGCACGCCUUCUGCGCCGCGUGCCUCGCCGCCCACAUCGCCACCAAGCUGGCCGCCGCCUCCCCCACCUCCGGCGUCAACUGCCCGGAGGAAGGCUGCGCCAGCAUGCUCGACCCGGAGCUCUCGCGACACAUCAUCCCGGAGGACACCUUCGUCCGGUGGUGCGACGCGCUCUGCUGGGCCACGGUGCUCGGCUCCAGCCACGUGUACUGCCCCUUCCUGGACUGCGGGGAGGUCAUCGCCGACGAGCGCGGCGGCGGCGGGCACGUGCAGGAGACGGAGUGCCCGGCGUGCAGGCGGCAGUUCUGCGAGCGGUGCGGCGUGGCGUGGCACGGCGGCGUGAGCUGCGGCGAGUACGGGGAGCUGGCGGACGGGGACAGGGAGGAGGGGGACCUGGCGGCGGUGGAGGCGGCGAGGGCGAGCAGGUGGCGGCGGUGCCCGCGGUGCAGGUUCUUUGUGGAGAGGUACGACGGGUGCGUGCACAUCACCUGCAGGUGUGAGAUGCAGUUUUGCUACGGCUGUGGCCGCGAGUGGAAUUCCGCUGAUCACUCCUGCUGCCACGAACCUGCACCCUAAAAUAACGGGAGCGAGCUUCUCUAGCUUAAGUCAGAGUGACUGACACGUGGGCCCACCAUCAGCCACCCACAUGAGCUGCUCCCAAAAUACUGGACCGUCAGGAACAAGGGAUGCUUGCUUGUUAAGCCCACACGUCGGUGACCAUAACGCCACUGCUAUUAUAAUAAAGGACCAUUCUAUGCUGCGUGUAGUCAGUUAGUCUUACGGUCAAAACUGUUUUAAUUGUCGUUAUAUCACAUUAUCACUCAUGAUCAGCUGUUAUCUUAGCCACAUCUCAUGUGUUAAGAGUUUAAAUUAAUUCUAGCUUACAUGUUAGGCACAGAAAGGGGUCUGUUUCUUGAUCUCUUAAUGUUUAUCUACUUGUCUCUUUAAGUGUAUUUAGGGGUGAAAAUGUUUUUCAUGUGUACGAGUGAUACAUUUUUUUCAUGCGUGUAUUUGUUCGUGUAUUGAAAAAAAUGUUGUCUUGAUUGAUUAUACGUGCAAUGUGUCACACCAGUUUUGGCCGUUUGGAAUGUCAAGUUAGGGGGUGUUUAGAUGACAAAAAAAUUUACC